AUGAGUGCCCAUAUCGCUUCCGUGGCAGAAGCACCUAACUUCAGAGGCCGCCAGGCCAAGGCCAACAAAGGUCAUAAGAUGCUCACAGCUGGCUUCCGGCGCCUCCGCACGCUCUCGGGAGUCUAUUAUGGCCGGUCGAGUUCCGACCUAAUUGAUCAAGAGCGGCCGCCAGUCCCAGCACUCAAUCGAGCUUCAUCCGAACAGAACCAAGUACCGUGGCCUGCUUCAUCUCCGGUGAUCCCUCCAUACUUAUCCUCAGCCGAGCGGGCCCCAGACUCCGGUCCACUUCCGCCGUCUCUAUCACAUUUGCGAGGCAUCUAUUUUGUACCCGAUGCCAAUCAAGAUCCAGAUCUUGAUCGGGAUUCAAGUACCAAUAAGAGCCGGCCUCAGUCCACCGAGAGUGGGACAUCUCUGGCAACACCGGCUUUGGAAGAUAUCAGUGACUGCAAUGCCUCCUUUGCUGUCAGCUGGUCCGAGCAACGUGAUGAAGACAGCUCAUCGAGUCCCAACUCUCUAUCAACCUUCGAGGAUAGCUCUACUGGUACCAAUGAUGUCUCAUCCGUCAUAGGUGGCGUAAUCAAGCUCAUUUGUCCCGCUAACAAGACCGCCCAACUUUCGCCCGGGGCCUGUCAGGCCGCAUACCCGCCGAUUGACUUGCAGUCGCCAUAUGCUCCGUACGCGCCAACCUCGCCCCUUUCGGCCACUAGUGUCCACAAUUCUAGUUCCUCUUCUCAGAAUCACACUACGAACGUCAGUACUUUCAACAUCCGAAUGGGCUUGCGUCCUUUACCCUCCAUUGUCACCAAACCACCGGCUAAAAACCAUGCGCAAUCACGUCAAGCCACUCAACAACAGCCUGGCAGCAGUCCAGCCAGUACACUGGAUAUUCAUCACGAGCAAUCUAUCUUUUCCACUCAAACACGUCUACCGAGUCCCUAUAACGAAAAGAGCUCGCCCAUCGUGAGCUCACCCAUCCAUGCGAGUGGCUCCGAUCAGUGUCAAACGCCGAAAAUCGAGGGCAGAGCUGGUCAUGGGGCGGAAGCAGCAACGCCAAGGUUUGGAGGUUUCAAGGAGAAGCUGGGAUUCUCCGGAAAACCAAAACACCGGUACAGUCGAAGCGCGUCGAUUGGACGCCCGGCCAACAACAUACCCUUUCCGUGUUCGACCCAUGACGACAGCGAAAUGGCGCCCAAGCAGAGACACGAACGCAACUGUUCCGAGGGUGCCAUGUCGAUGCUCCGCGGCAACCUCAACCAGAUUUGGGCCCUACCGAUACAGAGGAUCCGUACCUCCUCCUCCAUCAGCACCAUCAUUCGCGGGAUGAGGUCUGCCAAAAGUACCCUUCGCCGCUCGCCCUCCGAGACCUCUUUCGAAGCAAGACCUUUCAGCGUCCGCACAGAGUCUUUCUAUGAAAUCCUUGACCCAAGUGCUAUACCCCCCUGCGAUAGCCCUUUGAUACCCAAAUGA
Messenger RNA from Puccinia triticina, 1467 nucleotides. RefSeq lists its product as uncharacterized. The transcript has 2 exons. The record is from RefSeq and is a predicted model, not a curated record. NCBI's taxonomy places the organism in Eukaryota, Fungi, Basidiomycota, Pucciniomycetes, Pucciniales, Pucciniaceae. The coding region runs from base 1 to 1467 and encodes 488 amino acids.